Molecule: messenger RNA, 1000 nt
Organism: Malus domestica (apple)
Lineage: Eukaryota; Viridiplantae; Streptophyta; Magnoliopsida; Rosales; Rosaceae
Biological process (GO): rRNA processing
Cellular component (GO): cytosol; cytoplasm
Molecular function (GO): rRNA (guanine-N7-)-methyltransferase activity
Source: RefSeq, a predicted model, not a curated record
AAAUUCGUUGAGACCGAGGCAGAGAGCGCGGCAAAGAUGUUAGUUAGCCGUUGCGCAGUUCCAUUCUCUUUGGGGACUUUCUUCAAACACCUUCCGGCAUCGAAUCCGACGACGCUCUGUCCGUACAGAUUUAGAAGCAAAACCCUAAGCGCCACCGCAAUUCGUAGCUUCUCUUACUUUGAGACGUUGGAUUCCCGCCAAAAAGAGCAAGUCCAUCUCUACGUCGACACUCUCCUCCAAUGGAACCAGAAAAUGAAUUUGACAGCUGUUAAGGAGGCGGAUGAGGUAAUGGAGAGGCACAUUGAGGACUCGCUCGCAAUCAUACCCCCUAUCAGAAACUCAUAUUUCUCUCACUGUAAAGUUUCGUCCGAAAGUCUCAGCCUUGUCGAUGUGGGGAGCGGUGCAGGUCUUCCGGGGUUGAUCUUAGCCAUUGCUUGCCCAGGUUGGGAAGUGACCCUCAUGGAGUCUAUGAACAAGCGAUGCGUUUUCUUGGAGCAUGUUGUCGGUCACAUUGGUUUGUCGAAUGUUCAAGUUAUAAGAGGAAGAGCAGAGAAUUUGGGGCAGGCUCUUUGUUUCAGGGAAAAAUUUGAUGUAGCGGUAGCCAGAGCAGUUGCAGAAAUGAGAGUUUUAGCUGAAUACUGUCUUCCUCUGGUUUGCGUUGGCGGUUUGUUUGUUGCUGCAAAGGGUCACGAUCCUCAGGAGGAAGUUAGGAAUGCAGAAAAAGCAAUUCAGAUUUUGGGUGCUUCCGUAUUGCAACAAUGCACAGUGGAAUCGCACAGCCCGUAUGGACAAAGAACUGCCAUCGUGUGUUUGAAAACUAGUCCAACGCCAAGGAAGUAUCCUCGCGAUCCAGGUACUCCAGAGAAAAUACCUCUGUAAAAUAAUUCAGAUGCCCCCAUUUCAAAUGUUAUAUAUAGUUGGAUUGGCGUUCCUUCCCCAUUCAUCAAAUAUUUAUGUAACCCCUUCUGCUUUGGAAAUGAAAUGCUAUAUUUUGCAAGUU